This is a messenger RNA of Phasianus colchicus (ring-necked pheasant), 9276 nucleotides long. It is a transcript of the gene NPPC, whose product is annotated as natriuretic peptide C. NCBI's taxonomy places the organism in Eukaryota, Metazoa, Chordata, Aves, Galliformes, Phasianidae. The record is from RefSeq and is a predicted model, not a curated record. Gene Ontology annotation, molecular function: hormone activity. Gene Ontology annotation, cellular component: extracellular region. Gene Ontology annotation, biological process: receptor guanylyl cyclase signaling pathway; cGMP biosynthetic process.
GAGGGGUUGUGGGAUGGGGGGAUAUGGGGCAACAGCCACCCUGGGGGGGGCUGGGGGAGCUCAGCCAAAUGCCCCUCACUUUCCUCUUUGACUCUGCAACUCCGUGAGCCCAUUGCCUUGGGCUGAUGUGUCAUUUGUUCCUGCCAGGGGAGAGGGGACCCCCCCUUUAAAUUCCUGCUAUUGUGCAGUGGGAGGCCGGGCUGGACCUGGUUGUUUAGAUGACAUCACCGAGCAGGUUGGGUUAUAAAAUGAAUGAAGCAGAAAGCCCAAGUUCAGUGGCUCGGCACUGCGCGGGCGGCAGGAGGGACCUCGCGGCUCCGCGCUGAACUUUGACUCCCUCCGUCCCGGCCUCUUCCCGGGGCUCCCCGCUGCCCCCCGGCCCCAUUCCGGCUGCACCGCAGGAUGCAGAUCUCACCCGUGCUGGCCGGAGGACUGCUGCUCGCUCUGCUCUCCGUCGGGCUGGAGGCGAAGCCGGCAUCCCAGCUCCCGCAGAAGGCGUCCCGCGGAGCAGCGGCAGCGGCAGCGGCAGCGGCGGCGGCGGCGGCGGGUCCGCCCGAGGCGGCGGGCGCGGAGCGGGACAAGGAGAAGGAGAAGGAGCGGAACCGCGGAGGAGGCGGCGGAGGCGGCGGCACGGGGCCGCGGGAGGCGCGGGAGGCACGGGCAGAAACGCGGCCCCGGGCGGGUUGGGCGCGGCUGCUGCAGGAACCGUCGGGCCGCCGCCAUAAGGGGCUGCACAAGAAGGGGCUCGGGAAGGGCUGCUUCGGCCUCAAGCUGGACCGCAUCGGCGCCAUGAGCGGCCUCGGCUGCUGAGGGACCUCUGGCGAGCGCCGGAGCGGCUCCGUUGUUCCCCCCAGGGCCGGGCAUGGCCGCCCCCCAAGCACCGCCCGGAAGAGCAGAGACCUCCCCGGAUCGGACAAAAGAUGUGGCUGUGUUUUUCUUUUCGGUACGAGGAGUCAUGGCACCAGCUGUUUGGGUUCUGUUAUUUUUUUAAAAAGCGCUCUCUAUCUUAUAUAUAUUAUAUAUACAAACACUCACCGAGACAAGGGACAGUGCUUUUCUGAGAGACUGAUGAAGCCGGCUGUAUAACGUUGCUGUUUGUAAAUUCAUGUCAUGCAUAAAUGUAUUUAUGUUGUAAAGCUAUUUAUAUAUUGUUUAUAAAGAGAUAUUUAUAAAAAAAAUUAUUUAUGUAACUAAAUGAGAAGUCAAGCAUUGUAACAUUUUUUGUCCUAAGUAGUUCACAAAAAGGUUAAAAGAAAGAAAAAAAAAUCAUUUGGUGCAGCAUUUGGUAACAUGUCUUUAUUUAUCAAACCCACGUACAAUUGAAACGUCAGAUUGAUUGAUUUUAACGGAGCGGAGAGAAGAAAUGGUUUGGAUGCUUUAGAAAAGGCAGGAGCCAGAGAAAGGCCGUGAUGGGGGAAGCUUUGAUCCUGCCUGCACGGUGAACCCAUGCCAUGCGCUGCCACGCUCAGACGGAGCAGAUUCUGCAUGGUGGAACCACCUGAGCUCACUGCCAAAGCCCAUGGCAGCAGUGCCCAGACGGAUGGGAGAGCAGCAGUGUGACAGCACAGCUCUGGGCUGCGGGCUGCAGUCCCUGUUUGAUGCUGUGCAGCUCUGGGUGCUGUACGGAGCUGCCGUCCCAGUGCUGGAUGUGCUGUGCUGUGCAGCAGGAGCAGAGCCGCGUGCUGGAGCUGCUCGCACUGCAGGACCCGGCAGUUUGCUCAGCUGCUGAGAUUCCCUCUUGCUGCUAAGAUGUAGAGUCCUCUCGUGCAGCAGCGAUGUAUUUAACCAUACACCAAAAUACAGUGAAACUGCCUGGUAAGGAUUCAGCUUCUUGCUAUGUAAAGUGCAUGAAACAAAUCAUUAAAACAUCUCUGUGCUCUGAAGGGCACAGCCAGCAAGGGGGUGGGCAGCACAUCAAGGUGGCAAACUCCUGCAUGAAGGCUUUUUGGUCUCAUUCUUCAGAGGCCCAAGGAAAGAGCAGCAGGUGCCCAGCCCAGCUGUGAUGGGAGGCACCCACUGUGCCCUCCCCACUGCAGUGGGUGCUGCGUGCCAUUGUGCUCUGGCACAUAGGGCAGGGCAAAGAGUCACAGAGACCUAAAGGCAAAGAGAUCCUUCCCCUUAGCAACCAUCAGGAAAUCAUAGAAACAUCCAGUCAUGCUCUCCCCAGCUAUUAGGUAACGUGAGUUUGCAGAGCAGGAUUCAUCCUGACCCCCCCGACAGCUCAACCAUCACAUUAGAAGUGCACAUGCAGCAUUUCCAGCCUCAUACAAAGCUCCCCACUCAGAGGCUGGUAUCCAGCUCACAGUGCCCACAGCCCUGCAGCAGCAGCAGAUCAUGGACCACAUAAGACAUUGCCUACAGGGAACAAAACACGCAUCCUGGGAGGGAGGGAGGCAGCUCCAUGCCCACCCUCAGCUCAGCCUGCCAGAGAUGUCCUCAUGUGAUGACAACCGGCCCUCAGGGCCCUGUAAAGCAAACAAUGUGCCCAUGAAGCACAUUCUACCAGCUCUUCACGGGACAGAAGGGGCUGUGCCAGGCGCUCCUGAAGUGAUGACCAUCAGAAGGGACUGCCUGUCACCCAGCAAGUCUAAGGGAUAGAGAGCAAGGAGUCAUCUGUAAGUCAGAUCACACGCACCAGGUCUAGCAGCAGUGUAAGGAGACAGUCCUGCUGGCUGCCUGCUGGCUCCUGGUCCUUCAGCACAAUGCUAAGAGCACCAGGCUGAGAUGAAGAGGCCCAGAGCUAGGAUGGAACCAUCUGCCAGAGGUCUGAGAGCCUCUGUCCAACAGAGUGAACUGGCUCACCUCUCUCUGCAAACCUUGAUGACCUGAGCAGAGCACAUUGUUUGAGCUCAGGCUGGGGGCAACCCCAGAUAUCACAGCCCAGGGCUGCCCACGCUCUGGAUUCACGUUUCUCCUCUGCAGAGUGCAGUCCAAGGGGAAACACACAGCCUCAGAGCACUGGUCCUUUCUGUCCCCGGGGCUCCCUGGGAAAGAACAAGCCCAAGGAGGAGGACAGAAGGAUACCAGUUUGUCAGGAGCACAGCCAACAGUGAGAGCUCCCCAUGCCAAGGGAGGGGAUAACAACUUGGCUCCCUGCUUUGCUGCUUCCUUUCUGACCAAAGAGGAGUUGCCCUGUCCCUCAGCACAAUGUCUUCCAACCUGCAGGACAGAACACCGUGCCCACGUGGAGAUGCCAGCUGAUGCAGAAGGAAGACAGCACUCGGGGCUGAAAGAGCACUUGGGAAAACCUUCAGGUCAACUCAGCACCACGGUGCACAGCCAGGAAGGAGGAUCAGCAGGGCAGAGCAGCAUGGUGAGCCAAGGUCAGCAUUCAGAGCACCUCCCUGGUUUGGCAGACCGGCCAGAAUGGGAAACGGCUCCUUAGAGCAUAGUGAGCAUCUGAUAAGGCCACAAUUAGGUCCUCCUGACAGGGGCUCGGUAGGAAAUGAGGCCAGGAGGAAAGAGCAGAUGCAGGAAUCCAAUUAAGAGGGAAAAAGGUAUCAUGUGCAGCAGAAACAAAUGGAUCUGACUUUGUUGCCCCUCGUGCGGUCCAACCAGGUCAAAUCCUCAUGACAUCCAUCAAAAGGAUCCACAGCCAGCACUGAAAAAUUUCCUCACCACAUCUCAGCACACACACAGCAUGACUGAACACCAAGAGCUGCUCUGGAUGCAAGCUGCAGCCUCAGGGGGGUGGCAGCCACUUCUGAAAAGUGAGCUCAGAGAGUGGCAUUUAGCAGAGGUGGACACGUGUCUGCAUGCCUGGAAAUGAGGGAGGCUGGAGUCCCAGGCUCCUGUCCACACUGAGGGCACACUGGACCAGCACACCUCCAGCUCCAGCAGCAGAAUGAGUAGCAGCCCUGUCUGGCUUUCAGGUGGGAGCACUGUGAAACAAAACAGAGGAACAGCCUUGAUUUCUCCUUUUCAGGAGCUACUCCUAGCAUGACAGGAGCCACAGACCCACAGCAUGGAAAAGCACAUGGCUGGCUGGUAGAUCAGGACAGCAGUUCUUUCUAGAGUUGUACUACAGAUGCCCUGCAUAGGCCUAAGAGCUCAGGGCAGACCUUAGAGAAGGACCUCCCAGAAAUAAGGGCACAGUUGCCCUCCCACAUGGCAAAUCUGUUCUAUUCUCCUAGGUCACAAUGCACGUUUCUUCCCUUAACACAGCUUUUCCAAGGUAUUUAUUGCUGAAGGGUCACAAAGCCCAGCUCAGGUGACAGCAAGUCCCAAACCAAUGAUGAGAAAGAAAAGCCCAGAGCCACAGAGCAGGGGAGCGGUGGAAUUUUCCACCUGACAUGGGACUUGAAGCAUUGAGUAGGGACUGCUGAGGGCAGACGCACCCCCCAGCCCCCAUUUGCUCAAGGGCUUCUCUGAGUAUGGGCUGCUUCCUUCAGAAUGCAGAAAAACGAAGGAAAAGGAUCACAGGGCAGCUUCCAGAGGGAGCCUGCACUUGACACAAGCAUGAGUUGAAAACAAAAAGGGAAUUGAAUCCAGGCCCCUUCCUGUCAGUCAGCAACUAACCUUGUCAGAAAGGAUGGCAGUGCUAACUGAAUCAGGCAAUUCAUUAGGUUGGGGCACACAGCAAAAGCCCACGCUCUCUGGAGCAGAACUACAGUGAAAAUCCAGGGUAAUGAGUUGCAAACUGCCUUUGUAAAUGACAUUUCUGCAGUGACUCUGGCAGGCUGGGAAAAGAGCUAAUAGGAAAAUCAUUAGGUAGCAUCCCUUUGAUAUUGUUGAAAACGGCACAGGCUAUUUUUCCUGCCCCCUUCAUAAUUAACCUGGCAUACUACCCAUAAUACUCCAGGCCAAUAUUCCCACAGUGGAGCACCUUAUUUGCAUCAGGGAAAAGAAAGUACAAUACACAAGUGGAAGACGACUUCUAGAAAAGCUUAAGAAGCUCUGAGGUCCCCUCCUUCCAUACGCACGCAUUGUAUCUUCUUCAAUUAAAUCAGCAAUUAAGCUGUGCCCAGCCAGGAGACCAAAACACUUCACAAACUUCUGUCUCAAAGCCAGCACACACGAGAGAAGCUGUCCAGGGAAACUCAGCUGCUGAGGGGCUGAUUUGCCCAGGGUUGCUUUCUGCUGUAGCAGAGUUGGAAUGGGGCACAGCUUCAUGCUUUGCCCUUUCUUCAUAAAUCUGUCCUAUGUCCUUGAUUUUCACUGUACUAAAUCAGGCAACAGACUUCCCUUUCUUAAAUGCAAAACAGCUCAGAGGAGCAAUGCCUACCCACCUGGCUCGUCUGCCAGCAAGGAGGUGUCAUCUCAUGACGGUGAUGUAAAAUGAACAGCAUCACAGGCUGGCAGGUGGUCCUGUAGGAACCAGUGCUCUCUAACAGCUGCGAAGGUGACAAUGAAACACCAAGACGUCACUGCAUCAGCACAAGGCAGCAUUAGGAUUAUGCAGCAUAUGAGACACCAGGGCUGGUGAGAUAAACAGCAUCUUCAGGAAGAGUCUGGAGAGUCAAACAGCACUACUUCCAAACUUCAUACCCAUGAAGAUACGGACCUACGGUCAGAGUAGCACAAAAAGACCAAUCUCUGACAGAGCAAGGCUUCACUUACCCAGUCAGCAACUCUUCUGAGUUGCUCUUCUGAAUGAGCUCUUCUGAAAAUACAGAGGUGCCAUGGGUACAUUUGAAAAAUGCCUGCAUGAUACUGAGAUUUACAAGCUUCCAUAGGAGAGCUGGAGCCGCGGAGAGGUGCCUCACCUUUCACUAAAACCACAUCAAAUGAGGACUACAGGCACAAAUUGACAAGAAAAAGCCACGGUCCCAGCUAUCACACUCUCACAGUCUGCAACCUGUAGCAAAUACAUCAGGGCACCUUGUGAGGUCUACAGAAAAAAGAAGCCUGUGUAUUCGGAGACAGGGAGCACAGCACUGCUCUGCCAAGUCCUCUGCCUGGUCCACUAUCUGGGAACAGGGGUGCCCCCAAAGUGCCACUAAGAAGCAGGCUGCAGGCAAUCAGCUAAGGGGGGUCAAUAGGCACUCUCCUUAUAGCACACCUCUCGCUGGCUUCAAUCACUUACCUCUGUGGUAGGGCCAAACUUGAAGAAAUAUCAGCAAAAUGUCAACAGUCCCUGAGAGACAUUGGCCAUUGCCACAGAGCAGAGCGAAACAAUGACAUAUUUCUAAAAUCUCUGCUGAGAAAUUCAAUCAGACUGACAGGUUUUAAUUCCAUAACAAACACACAAGGUUGAGGUUACAAGUAGGAACUGAGAUCACUCUCAACUUUAAUUUACCUUUCACGAUGCCCCUGGGUUACUCUCCUUCAGAUAACACAAAAAUAAACUUGACAAUUUCACUUUUUGGCUCCUAUGCAUUAGAUCAGAUGCUACCAAGGACUUUGUGAAGGAAAAAAACAACAGAAAAUUCAGUGCAGGAGUAGACGAAGGCCUGACUGGCUGGGUCCAUUUCCUCACCUUGAUAAUAAUAAAAAUAAAUGUUUCCCUCCAUGGCAAAUCUUUUAACAGGCUUAGCACCAACAAACCUACAAGUGCACAAACUCUGCCUGUUUUAUCCCAGCAGGAGGUGGGCUUUAUUAUUUAUUUUUAAAUCAGAGGUCUCUCUAAACAGCUUAGACAGCGCUCUAAGACUGAGUGCAGGAUGUGUCUCAAAUCAGAACAUACGAAGGUCUGACAGCAUUACCAAUUUAACCUCCUCUUCUCAACAGAAGACUUAAACUAGCAUCCAACUCAUCUAAUGAGGUGGGAGGAAGGCAAAAGAACAGUAGAUGCUCAACCCAAACUUUGUUUUAAGGGAAAAGAAGGAAGAAAAAAAAAAAGACUGCUAUCAGCAUUGCUUUAUCAUGUUCCAGAAUUGCCUGAUGUUAGCUGCUAUCAACUGAGCCACAGCAGGAACAGCAGGGACAUUUGUUAGCACGAGGCACAGCUUUAGGGCUAGGGCAGUCUACCAGCACUGCAAUCAGCUGAGAUCCUCUCUUCCAUUUUCCAGCUCAGUGCUCAGUUCCAUAUUAAACAAGCACUAGUACAAGCAGAGCUGCAGAACAUGAAGCUAGACAAUAAAGCCUUUAAGAGCAGCUCUGUCUACUUGUCUCUCUCCGGGUGGAGGAGGCAAACAGAAGUUCAAUAGCUCAAACUCUGUCCUGCUGCAAUCUUGAAGCAAGCUGCAGCUGGAGGAGCCCAUGGCUGCCAUAAAACAAAGUAGGUCAGGAUGCUCUCCCCACAUCAGGGAGUAAUGUCCAGCAGCGCCCACACUAGCUGUGUUAGCUGCCUCCAACAGGCACACACAGUGCACCAGGAACUGCAUCAAAACCACCUCUACUUCCAUCUGCCUCCUGUCCUCAGAGCACAGUUAUUCUCUCCACACAUUCCCAACUCCAAACUGUCCACAGUUCAGUCCCUGUGUAAUUCAGACCAAUCUGCUCCAAGUUGCUGCCCUCCCUGCAGUCACCAUCUUUGUGUUGCCCUUCUCAAAAAGCCCAGCACCUCCUGCAUCCUUCCCUGUUAACAACUAUGCCUUCUGCUUCAUUCCUGGAAUAGUUUCUAACUCUUUCAUUUGAGCCAGACUCAUUAACCAGCUGCUGCAGAGCUGUCUGCCUCCCCCAGGUACUCUGUGCAUGUCAUUUGUUAAUGACUCAUCUCAGGCUGGGCUCACUGCAAAGACACCCCUCUCUUUUUGCUGCACCAAGUGCAUCACUGGCACACCAGGACGAGCCAAACACGCAAACAGCUCAAUUCUUCCCAAUGUCCCUCCCCCCUCCAUCCUCUCACCAUCAAACACAGGACUGCUCUAUUCAAAGUGCUAUUUCCUCCCUUCUUUGCUGAUCAAAGGCAACACGUACUGAAGCACAGAUAGGACCCUUAGUCCAAGUAAUCUUUGAGAACAGCAAAAAUGUAAGAAUGGACUCAAGAGCUUCCACCACACUAAAGAAUUUUCAGCAAACUAAUGUGGUUCCAGUAACUGGCAGGGAACAAACAUCAGGGAUGUCAAAUUCACAUCUAUUUCCCCUGCACUAAGGCUUGCUGAGGAGCUAAACUGAUUUCCAAAGACAUUUGAAUUCCCCUUGCAUCUUUGCAGGACUGCUAUUAGAAAUGGGAGGGAAAGAAAACAGCUUACUGAGGACCACACAACCUCUCACCAGCCAAACCUUGCAAGGAGCUGGAUGACCAGUACACUGCAGCCACCCACACGGGAAGCCAGAAGCAGACUCAGCCCCUCUUCAUCACACACAUCGAAAAGACUUGGGUACACAAAGUCCACCUACACCUCCCGAAGCUGUCAGCUAAACACCAGGAGAUGCUAGUACAGAAACCAGAACAGCCACUGCAAGGGUUCCCUUGAGAUAUAAGCGAAGGCUUCAUGCUUUGGGCUUACUCACUUAACAUUUAACAUCUUUCAAUGGGAAUUUUUUUGGCUAGAAUUUUCAAGGGAGAGAGCUGACAAUGAAUCAGAAACCAAGGGACUCAACCCAGAGGCAGCUGGGUGGGAAGCAUUUAGAUCCACCUCUUAGACUGAAAGCUGGUGUGCCUGCACUGCAGGAGAAAAGAAAAGGAGAGAAUUUCCUUUUGCAAACACACAGCAGGUCCUGAAAUGAAGGACUGAGGAUGUGAAGAUGGCAAAGAACUCUACAGCAUUUAGUUGAAGGCAAGUGCACUGCACAAAGUAAAUGCAGGAGUAGAGUACUGUGACUGUCCUCUGCUAGAGCAGCCCCCCUUCCUGCUCCUGGAAACCCCCUUUUUUUUUUUUUUUAACAACACUGACAGAAGUAAAACACUUCAGUUUGUGAGACCAAGAGAAAGGCAUCCAACUGCCAAAAAUGGAGCAAAACUUCAAACCUCCCAUUAUCAGGCAGCAACGGUGUUUAGGCUCAGGACUGUGGGUUCAGUUACUGUCUUUGCCACAGAUCCUUCCAUGCAAACUUGGAUAAAGAUGAAGUACUGACAAAAAAGGAACAGUAAUUCUCUGUUUCCCAGAUGCGUCAGGGAGGUUAGUCAGACCUUCUGAUAACGUAACAUCAGGAAUCAAGUAAAUGCUCAUGUGAACAAGUGCUAAAGCAGUCUCAAAGCCAAGACUCUGAACUCUGACAUUAAAUCAGCAUUUUUAAUUUUUUUUCUAAAAUGUGCUUUUUUUUUUUUUGUGAAUUGCUGUUUCACUGCCAACCCCAUCCUCCCCCUUAAAAAAAAACCCAUUCCUCACCAAAUCAGGCGCAAACCACCUGAAGUUAGUCUGUAACAAAUUAAAAAAAACACAAAUCAAAGGCUGAAAUGCUUCAGAAUCACAACAAUGUACAAAAAAAAAAAAAAAAAAAAGGAAAAAA